UGCAGAACUUAUUAGAAUAUAUACAUUUAGUAGCUUAAUUGCUAGCUAGUGGUCACUGGUCAGUAUAGUACUCAGUGGAGUACGUAUUACUAGGAGAGUACGUGCAUAUGCAAGUAGUAUCAACUAUGGCUAGCAUGCACAUGCAUUCAUGCAUGGGCUUAAAUUAGUUUGAUAUAUAUAAAGCUCUAGUUAGGAGAUCGCAUUCUCCAGCUGGUGGUUAUUCGCUCUGCUCUAGCUAGCUAGCUAGCUUAGCUCAACACUAUAUAGUACUGCAUGCGUUUGAUAUAUAUACUCAUCAAGAUCGAUCAUCGUGGUCGAUACAGAUUCCAAUCCAGUAGUGAUCAUCAUAUAUAUCGAUCGAUCAGUGUGUGUUACGACUGCACAAGUGCAUAAUAUAUAGAUGCAUGGCUCCCUCCCUCGGCUCCGGAUCAACAAGAAUAUUACUAAUUGUAUCAUUAUUAUUAUGCCUGCGGCAGCAGGCUGUGGUUGAUGCUGCCAUCGUGGAGCACACAUUCCAUGUGGGCAACCUGACGGUGGAGCGGCUGGGGCAGCGGCAGGUGAUAACGGCGGUGAACGGGCAGUUCCCGGGGCCCAAGGUGGAGGCGCGCAACGGCGACACCCUCCUCGUCCGCGUCGUCAACAACUCGCCAUACAACAUCACCAUCCACUGGCAUGGCGUCCUGCAGCGCCUCUCCGCAUGGGCCGACGGCCCAGCCAUGGUGACCCAGUGCCCCAUCCUCCCCGGCUCCGGCGCCGGCUCCUCCUACACCUACCGCUUCAACGUCACCGGGCAGGAGGGCACGCUGUGGUGGCACGCCCACGUCUCCUUCCUCCGCGCCACCGUCUACGGCGCCCUCCUCAUCCGCCCCCGCCCCGGCGUCCCUUACCCCUUCCCCGCCCCUCAUGCCGAGCACACCCUCCUCCUCGGCGAGUGGUGGAACGCCUCCGCCACCCUCGUCGACGUCGAGAGGCAGGCCUUCCUCACCGGCGGACAGCCCGCCAACUCCGUCGCGCUCACCAUAAACGGCAUGCCCGGCCUCUCCCACGCGCACAAGGAGAUGCACCACCUGCGCGUCGCUCGCGGCAACACCUACCUGCUCCGCCUCGUCAACGCCGCGCUCAACUACCAGCUCUUCUUCAAGGUGGCCGCCCACAACUUCACCGUCGUCGCCGUGGACGCCUGCUACACCGACCCCUACCACACGGACGUCAUCGUCAUCGCGCCAGGCCAGACGGUGGACGCCCUCAUGCACGCGGGGGCCGCGCCGGGGCGCCGCUACUACGUGGCCGCCCAGGUGUACCAGAGCAUCGCCAACGCCACAUACAGCGCCACCGCCAGGGCGCUCCUCCGCUACGACGACGACGCCAAGGACGCCGCCAAGACAAUAAUAAUGUCGCCGCGUAUGCCGGUGCUCAACGACAGCGCUACAGCGCAGCGCUUCUACGGCAGCCUGACGGGUCUGCUGCGGGACGGCAAGCCGACGGUGCCGCAGCGGGUGGACACGCGGAUGGUGGUCACCUACGGCCUCGCCAUCGCGCCGUGCUUGCCGGCGCAGACGCUGUGCAACCGGACGCGGGGCUCGCUGGCGGCCAGCAUGAACAACGUCUCGUUCCAGCUGCCGGCGACCAUGUCGCUGCUGGAGGCGUCGCGAUCGCGUUCGUCGGGCGUGUACACGCGCGACUUCCCUGACCGACCGCCGGUGAUGUUCGACUUCACGAACGCGGCGGCGGUGAACAGAAACAUGUCGUUGAUGGUGACGUCCAAGGGGACGAGGGUGAAGGCGCUGCGGUACAACGAGACGGUGGAGGUGGUGCUGCAGAACACGGCGGUGCUGGGGACGGAGAACCACCCGCUGCAUCUCCAUGGGUUCAACUUCUACGUGCUGGCGCAGGGCACAGGCAACUACUACUACCUGAUCCGCAAGAAGAAGAUCCGCAAGAACCUGGUCAACCCUCAGCAGCGCAACACCAUCGCCGUCCCCCCCGGCGGCUGGGCGGUCAUCCGGUUCACGGCGGACAACCCCGGCGUGUGGCUCAUGCACUGCCACCUGGAGGCACACCUUCCCUUCGGCUUGGCCAUGGCCUUCGACGUCCAAGACGGCCCCACCCCCGACGCCAUGCUCCCCCCGCCGCCAAACGAUUACCCCCCAUGCUAAAUUAAUUAAUUAUACUCCACUAGUAUGCAAUUACAUUAAUUAUUACUAAUGCAUGCAAACGGAGAACUCCUAUAUGCUAGCUAGUACAAAACACAUCGAAUUAAUUUCAUUUCAUUUUUGCCAUGCAGCAAUAUAUUCAAGGAUCGAUCAUGCA
Molecule: messenger RNA, 2310 nt
Organism: Oryza sativa Japonica Group (Japanese rice)
Lineage: Eukaryota; Viridiplantae; Streptophyta; Magnoliopsida; Poales; Poaceae
Product: laccase-14
Biological process (GO): lignin catabolic process
Cellular component (GO): apoplast
Molecular function (GO): copper ion binding; hydroquinone:oxygen oxidoreductase activity
Source: RefSeq, a predicted model, not a curated record